AUGUCGGACAAAAUCAUCAUAGCUUUUGAUAUGUAUGGCACAUUGUUGUCUACAGACUCCAUUGUUAAACAGCUGGAUACACAUGUUGGUGCUCAAGCCUCGUCUAUCUCCACCCUUUGGCGCCGAUAUCAGCUUGAAUAUACAUGGAGAUUGAAUAGCAUGCAUAAAUACGAGGAUUUCUCAACGGUUACCCGUAACUCGCUGCGCCAAGCAUUAGCUGAGCAUGAUCAACAGCUACCAGACUCCGACCUCGACACUUUGUUGGAAGCAUAUGACAGCCUAUAUACAUUCCCGGAUGUAGGUCCGACGCUAAACCGAAUCGCAAAUGAUCCGACGCUUCAAGCAGUAAUAUUCUCGAAUGGCACGAAAAACAUGAUGUCAAACUCAGUCCUGCACUCCCCAGACUUAUCCCAGCACGCCAGUGAAUUCCAAGACCUGGUCACUGUAGACGAUGCAAAGGUGUAUAAGCCUGCACCUGCCAGCUAUCAGCAUUGCGCUCGCAUGGUCGGCAAGCAGCCUUCUCAGAUGAAUGAAAUAUGGUUGAUCAGCUGCAACGCGUGGGAUAUUGUCGGGGCGCGCAGUGCUGGGUUGAAUGCGAUUUGGAUCGAUCGAGCUGGCAAAGGCUGGCAGGAUGCUGCUCUUCCGGGAGUUAAGCCGACUGCGAUUGUCCAUAGUCUGGAGCAUAUUAUUAGGGAGAUCAAAGGCCGACAGGAAUAA
Molecule: messenger RNA, 717 nt
Organism: Penicillium pulvis
Lineage: Eukaryota; Fungi; Ascomycota; Eurotiomycetes; Eurotiales; Aspergillaceae
Product: haloacid dehalogenase, type II
Exons: 2
Coding region: 1-717 (238 amino acids)
Molecular function (GO): hydrolase activity, acting on halide bonds, in C-halide compounds
Source: RefSeq, a predicted model, not a curated record